AUGUCCUUCCCCCAGCGAACCCUGGGUCGUGAUGGCCCCAAAGUCUCUGCUGUUGGUCUCGGAUUCGGCAGCUUCACCGGCUUUUAUGGACCACCUGGCACCACAGAAGAGAGGAUAACACGACUAGAUCAUGCCCAUUCUAUUGGCUCACGAUUCUGGGAUCUGGCAGACAUAUACGGCGACAGCGAGGAUCUCGUUGGCGAGUGGAUGAAGCGAUCUGGCAAGCGGAGCGACAUCUUUCUAGCCACCAAGUGUGGCCUCCAGCGGCAGCCCAGUGGGAUGCACACCUUCUGCUCUGAUCCAGCGUAUGUAAAGGAAGCUUGCGAGAGGAGCCUCAAGCGACUGGGCGUGGACACCAUCGACCUUUACUACUGUCAUCGAGUGGACGGGGUGACCCCGAUUGAAAAGACCAUAGAAGCCAUGGUUGAACUGAAGAACCAAGGAAAGAUCCGAUACAUCGGCGUCUCAGACGUGUCGGCAGCCACUCUGCGGCGGGCACACGCCGUCCACCCCAUUGCAGCUCUACAGAUUGAGUACAGUCUGUUCACACUCGAUAUCGAGUCAUCCACCUCGAAGGUCCUUGGCACCGCUCGCGAACUAGGCAUUACUGUCGUGGCAUUCAGCCCCAUUGGGCGUGGGAUCCUCACCGGCCAAUUCCGAUCUCGCGCCGACUUCCCACAGGGUGACUUGCGCGCCAUGUACCCCAAGUACGCCGAGGAGAACUUCCCAGAGAUCGUCAAGCUAGUCGAGGGUGUCGAGCAGGUAGCACAGGAUCAUGGAUGUACCCCUGCACAAGUCGCCCUUGCGUGGCUGUUGGCCCAGGGACCGGAAAUCAUCCCCAUCCCUGGGACGAGGUCGCCGGCUAAAAUGGACGAGAAUUCGGCCUCGGCGCGGGUCAAAUUGAGCGAUGGGGAGAUCCAACGACUUAGGACUCUGGCAGAGCAGGCAGAUAUUCAAGGUACUCGGUAUCCUUCUGCGGUGAUGGACACCCUUCACACCGACACCCCUCUACCAUAG
Messenger RNA from Aspergillus puulaauensis, 1017 nucleotides. RefSeq lists its product as uncharacterized. The record is from RefSeq and is a predicted model, not a curated record. The transcript is spliced from 3 exons. Lineage: Eukaryota; Fungi; Ascomycota; Eurotiomycetes; Eurotiales; Aspergillaceae. The coding region runs from base 1 to 1017 and encodes 338 amino acids. Gene Ontology annotation, cellular component: cytoplasm.